AUGAUGGAAAUUUAUUUUCCUAUGUUCAUGUUUAUAUGUACACAUAUGAUAAUCCUUGCAUCAGAUGAGAAUGAAAUUGUACCAUAUCAGAGUCUUUGUCAUCCAUCAACAAACAAUGGCGAAUGUUCGGAUAAUAUUAAUUGUAGAUGUUCUACAAUAGUACCAACAGGAGAACGAAUUUGUACACUUUCAGUAGAAUGCACAUCGGCGAUACCUUGUGAUUCGGAUUAUUCAUGCAGUGCAACAGAUUCAAUAUGUGUUAAAGAUAAUCGAUGCAAUGGCGCAUUCCUAUGCUAUCCAAUUGAACUAAGCAGCCCAGAAACAUGUCAACCACUAGCAACCAAUGAUAACAUAAAUAAUGUAUGA
This is a messenger RNA of Rotaria socialis, 366 nucleotides long. The record is from the annotation of a GenBank genome assembly. Lineage: Eukaryota; Metazoa; Rotifera; Eurotatoria; Philodinida; Philodinidae.